Molecule: messenger RNA, 1637 nt
Organism: Athene cunicularia (burrowing owl)
Lineage: Eukaryota; Metazoa; Chordata; Aves; Strigiformes; Strigidae
Gene: GPN2
Product: GPN-loop GTPase 2
Exons: 6
Coding region: 151-1089 (312 amino acids)
Cellular component (GO): cytoplasm
Molecular function (GO): GTPase activity
Source: RefSeq, a predicted model, not a curated record
GGGGACAUGAGGGAGAAAAGGGACGUGGGGAUGUGGAGAAAUGGAGCGGAGGAGAUGGGAUCAUGCCGGGGCAAAGAGGGGAACUUGUGGGUGCUGCCACAUCAGGAAGGACCCAACUAGGUCAACAGAAGGAGAAGGAAAUGAGCCGACAUGUCUGAGGGCAGCAAGGGCAGCUCGCUGGCCUUUGGCCAGGUGGUAAUCGGGCCUCCGGGCUCUGGGAAGACGACCUACUGCCAGGGCAUGCAGGAGUUCCUGGGCAGGAUCGGGCGCAAGGUGACGGUGGUGAACCUGGACCCCGCCAACGAGGCGAUGCCGUACCAGUGCGCCGUGGACAUCGCCGAGCUCAUCACCCUGCCCGAUGUGAUGGAGAACCUGAAGCUGGGACCCAACGGGGGGUUGAUCUACUGCAUGGAGUACCUGGAGGCCAACUUCGACUGGCUGCAAGAGAAGCUGGCUGCGUUCAAGGGUCACUACUACUUGUUUGACUGCCCGGGGCAGGUGGAGCUCUACACCCACCACGACGCCCUGAAGAACGUCUUCGCGCAGUUGGCCAAGUGGAAUUUUAGGCUGGCUGCGGUGCAUCUGGUGGAUUCUCACUACUGCACGGACCCUGGCAAGUUCAUCUCUGUUCUCUGCACCUCGCUCUCCACCAUGCUGCACGUGGAACUGCCCCACGUCAACGUCCUCUCCAAGAUGGAUCUGAUCGAGCAAUAUGGCAAGUUGGCUUUCAACCUGGAUUACUACACGGAGGUCCUGGAUCUCUCUUACUUGGUUGAUCAUUUAGCUUCCGACCCCUUCUUCAGAAAUUACCGCCGCCUCAAUGAGAAGCUGGUGGAGGUGAUUGAGGACUACAGCCUGGUGUCCUUUGUUCCACUCAAUGUCCAGGAUAAGGAGAGCAUGCGGCAGGUGAUGCAGGCGGUGGACAAAGCCAACGGCUACUCCUUCGGAGACCAGGAGCACAGGAGCCUGGACGCUCUGAUGUCGGCUGCAGUAGGAGCCGAUUUCCACUUUACUUCCACACUUGCAGUGCAGGAGAAGUAUGUGCAAUCUCAGGACAAAGCUGUGGAAGAACAAGUGAUGGAUCUGUAACACACCCACCUCUUCCACAGCUGCUCUCUGUUUUGACACCUUUCCUUUUCCUACCCGGAGCUUAAGGGAUCUCUGCGUCCUGUGACUCAGAGCAAGUGAAAGCCUGUCCAGGCAGAGGUCUGGCUGCUGGACUCCCUCUCGGUAAGGGUUUGACCUCUUGUGCUUCAGCCCCGCUGCACAGAGCAGUGUUUGUGCAGAAAGGUGAUGGCUGAGCGCAAGGCAAGCCAGGUCUUUCCUCAGGAACAGAGGAGAUUUAGCCAGGUGAAGGCAUGGUUAGCAAGAGGAGAGAAGCAAGAUAAAGGAGAUGGACCUUUGCCAAGUCUCCUCCCCAUCGUGACCAAGGUAGAUCCAGAGGAAGAAAAUAAUUCUGAGCUGUCUCUUCUGCAGUGACACUUGAGCCCAAAGUUCUGCAUUUACUGCAUAGGAGGGACGUGCCUGGGCCUCGCGCUCACGAGGAUCCAAGCCUCCAAUCUGUCUCAAGGAGGACAGAAAGAUGGUUGUUUUUCUUUUUUUUUUUUUUUUUUGAAUAAUGAUGGACUCUUUCUUAA